This is a messenger RNA of Astrephomene gubernaculifera, 4175 nucleotides long. The record is from the annotation of a GenBank genome assembly. NCBI's taxonomy places the organism in Eukaryota, Viridiplantae, Chlorophyta, Chlorophyceae, Chlamydomonadales, Astrephomenaceae.
GCAGAAGGGCAUCGCCCUGGGAGGAGCUGAUGCGGAGGCUGGUGCUGCUGGCGGCCCCGAUGCUGUUGCUGCUGUUGAAAUGCAUCAGCUGCUGUCGUUGCUGCUGUCCGAGCCGCGCUUCUUCCGCGUUGUGCGUGUAGGUCCUGCAUUAGAGGGAGCAUCUGAGGGAGCAGUGGCAGCGGCUGGAAGCGGUGGUGUGGUGGUGCAGUUGUUGGUGGGGGAGCUGGCGGCGUUGGCGCUGCCGCACCCUGCCGUCGAAGACAUGGACGCGACUGCUGCGGAGGAGCAGCUGGAGGGCGAGGCGACAUUCCUGUUGUCCACUCGAGAAGCCGCGGCAGACCUGCCGGCAGUGGCGGUGACUGCUGCUCCUGCUCCGGACAUACCUGUAGCGGCGGCGGAGGAUGCACAGCUUGUUCCUCCUGAGGCCGCUGCUGCUGUUGAGGCUGCACCCGGCGGCAACAGCGGCGCGCCGGAUGUGUCGGACGGCGGCAGCGGCAGCAGCCCUCCCGCGGAGGGCGACGGCGAGGAGGACGGCGAGGCACAGCUGGCCAUGCUGAUGCGGCUGCUGGCCACCGGGGCACGUCUGGAGGAGGAGCCCCUGCCGGAUAACGCGGCGCAGCUGCGACAGAAGAUAUCGCCGCUGCUGGAGGCCGCUGGCGGCGGUGAGGCUGAUGUAGCGCCGGUACCGGUACCAGUACCAGUGCCGGUACCGGAUCAGGUGGAUGCUGCUGCUGUUGCGCCGUCCGGAGGGCAGCAGCCCGCGGCGACGACUCCGGCACCCCUCAGCUCCUCCGAUGACAGCAGCAGCAGUGGCAGCAGCGAGGCAGUUGCGCUGCGUCAGGGUAACGAAGUCGCGGAGGCAUCUACUACGCCGGAGCCAUCCGCCGCCAGAGCCCCGUCGCCGCGCCAGGUGCCCAUUCCCAUUCCUGUUCCCGUCGUGGAGGACGAGAGCGGGGGUGAGGCGCGUUGCGGUGAUUUGCUUUCGGAGCAGGAGGAAUUGGUAGGGCAGCAGGCGGUUGGAUUGGAGGCCGCAGCUGCGCUGGUUGAAGUGGCGGCUGCUGCUGCGGAGGAGGAGGAGGAGCAGGAUGCCGUUGGAGGUGGGGGAGGAAGUGAGGGUGCUGCUGCUGCGUCGGGGCUUGCGGCCACCGAUGUACCGACCACCGCUGUACAUGCGGAUGCUGGCCUUCUGGCCUGCCAGUCGGAAGGGGCUGAGGGGCAGGGGCAUGUGGACAGGGAGCAUGGUGACGUGGAGGCGACGGAGGGAUCGCACACAUCUGCCUUCGGGGUAGCAGCGCCUGCUGCUGCUGCUGCUGUUGGUGAACUACCGGAGGACGUUGCCACUGCUGCCACUGCUGCUGCACCCUCUGCCGCCACCGCCGCUGCAAUUGGUGCGGAUGCCGCUGCGCCUGCAGCCGGUGGGGAGGACACGGCGACCUGCGGCGGCGCUGCUGCUGGAGACAGUGCUGUCGGACCUGCGGUGGAAGAGGAGGAGGAGCAGGUUCAGUCCUCGUCCUCGUCCUGCGUUGAUAGGCGCGUAGUGGCAGCGAUUAUGGGCGUAAGCGCAUCUGAGGCCGCUGCUGAAGGAGGAGUCCUCCUGCCGGCCGGUGUGGCCGCAGCUCCCGAGGCCGAGGUACAGGAGGCCACGCUGCAUGGCGACGCCGCAACCUCCGCAGCGGCAGCAGCACCGGAGGAGCCGCCCGAAGAGUCAAUCGAAGAGCUGCAAGGACCGCCUGCUCGUCCUCCUCCUCCUCCUCCGCAGCAAGCUGCUGCGAUUGACACGGAGUCUGAGGGAAGCAAGGACGUUAUUGCUGCUGCUGCUGCUGUUGGCGCUGGCGUUGAGGCGUUGUGUCCGCCAGUGCGGCUAACCUCGGCCGUUUCCGGAGGAGAGGAGGAGCACGCACCAGCCUCAGCCACCACCACGCCCGCCGCAUCUCCCGCGCUCCUGAGUACCGUGGCUGAGGCGCCGAACGGAGGCCCCGUUUCGGAGGAGACAGAGGCAACUCCUGCAGCGGCCCAGCUUUGCAAAGAGAGUAACAGCAACACCACCCACAGCUCUAGUACUAGCAGCCUUCCGGCCACAACAGCGACUGUGGCAGCGCCGGUGGCGGCCGCCGGUGCCUCCCCCACCGCCGCACGUCUGCAGCCUGCCGUGGUGCGCUACAUCUCCUCAUUGGAUGUGGAGGGCGGGGUGGCGGAGGAGGUGGCGGCGCUGGGGGUGAUGGUGCAGCACUGCAGGGCCGCUGGGCGGGUGGUGGUGGACUGUGCGGUGGCGGAUCUGGAUGCGGAAGGGCAGCGGGAUCAGGAACGGGAACAGGAGCCGGAACAAGAACAGGAGCAGGAGGGCGGUGUUGCUGCUGCUGCGGAGCUCACAGGAGGAGGGGACGGCGGAGGAGACACGGGCUCGAGUAUGGCAGGAGGGAGCGGUGGAGAUGCUGCGUUGCCGUCUGCCGCAGCAGCAACAGCCGACGCUGAAUCGGGAACGGCCCGGGACCCCAACGGCGUCGUACCUGCGGCGGCCGAGGAGGAGCAGCAGCAGGAGGAGGGUGCUUCUUCCUCGUCAGUCCCGCCGUGCGAUGCCUCUUCCGCCGCUGCUACAGGAAACGCCGGCCGACAACAACGGCGGCGGUCUCCCGUCCUGCUAGCGUUGCUCGCUCCCGCUGCCCAGUGCUGGCCCACCACGCUGUACGUGUUGGGGGUGGCGGGGGUGGCGGGGAGCAGUGCGCUGGUGCGGGCGGCGGUGGAGCUGCUGGCGGCGCCUGCUGAGGGCGGCAGUGCUGCUGCGGCGGCGGUGACAGCGGGUGGCGGCCGGGGUGUGGUUAAGGUGGUGUGGGAUGCGGAACAGGUUCUCCCGGCACUCUCCCCGCUGCUGCCGCCGGGUGGCCGCGUAGGGCCCACGCAGGACCUGCGCAUGCUGCUCGGAUUGGCGACUGCGACGAUGACAACCGUUGGGCCCAUCCCGAAAUCAUCGUCAUCAUCAUUAGCCACCACGCCCUCGGACCGCAUGGACCUCACCACCACCAACAACAACCUCCAGGCUUCUGUGAACCACACCACGUCGCCCUCGCCGCAGCAACCUGCACCCCCACCGCCACCAUCGUCUGCUGCGGCUGCUGCUGCUGCCGCCUGCCCCGAGCCCCUGCCGCUGUUGCAGCCCCCCAGCCGGCCCUGGAGCGGGCUGGUGGCGCUGCAGGAGCGGUUGGCGCAGUUGGGGGUGGCGCAGUGCGACCUGGCAUCGCUGGCGGCGCUGGGCACGGACGCAUGGGUGGUGCACCCGCUGUCCUGCGUGGUGGAGGCCGCGGCUGCUCGGCAGCUGUGUCAGGUGCUGGAGGCGCGGAGGGCGCUACUGUACGGCGACGAAACGCUGCUGGACGCGCUGCUGUGCGGCGUGUGCUGCCGGCUGACGGCCGCUCCGGCAGCAGUACCAGCAGCAGCGGGGUUGCGGACGACGACGGCUGCUGCUGCUGAUGGGGCAGCGUUGCAGGUGUAGGCGGGCGACAAGUCGUUGCUGGUUGUAGUAGGAAGCUCUUUCCGAUCGGACCACAGUCUCUGGCGCGUUGUUGUGAUUGAAGUAGGGAGCUGAUUCCGUUGGGUGUUGUGUUUUAGAGGGCGCAAACGCUGUGUUAAGGAAGUUAGCCGCGAGUCGGAACGUACUGUGAUUGCCGGAAGAUAAAUGCUGUUUGCGUGCCGGCUGGCUUGCUAGGGUGCUAGUCCGUGCGUGCGGAUGGGUUGGAGAACAGCUGGCAGGGGUGUAGGAGGAGGUACCUAGUAGGAGUUGGGGAAGCGGCAUAAGGGGGGGGGCAACAGAUUCCGCUGUGAGUGCGUAGGCAUCUAAGCAUGGGUAGAAGGGUAGCGCUGUUUGCCGGCAGGGCCGCUUUUGCUGUUUAUUUGCACGGGUAUACUGACAUGGUUGGGCGGGAUGUUAAAUUGGUUGUCCGUCGCCGCUCGGCAACCGCUUGUCUCGUAGCUUGUGGGUUACACGUGUCCCGUACGUUGUUCCUGCAGGUUAGGUAGCCUUACUAGCAAGCAUUAGAGAUCACUUGGUGGCAGGCUUUUAGUGGCACAGAGAGAUUAAGAGAACUGUAGUAAGGGGUCAUCGAAGCUGCAGAUGGUUUUUCGCGUCGAGGUGUGUGCCCAGGACCAGUGUCUCCGGUGUUAAGCCUUGUAACAAAUCUCAU